GGAACAGCUGGUUCACAUUUCGAGAAGCGAACAGUUGGUGAUGAAACAAUGGCUGGUGAGACAGGAGUGAAAAGUGUACUUUCAGCAUUAACAUUAGCAUUCUUCACAGAUUCAGGCUGGUGGGAUGUCGAUUAUUCAGUUGCUGCAGAGUGGCAUUAUGGAAAGGAUUUAGGUUGUAACUUCGUCAUGGGAAGUUGUUACGCAUAUAUGGCACGAAUGAAGCAAGCAGGGAAAAGCAUAGAACCUUACUGUGAUGAAACGGGUUCUUUAACGUGCUAUCAUAAGAAUGCUUUUGGGAUUUGUGCUAUGGGAAAAUAUAAGGGUUUGUUACCACCAGAAGAGCAAUAUUUCAAAGGUUAUCCCAAUGUUGGAGGUACCGGUACAUUGACAGAUAGAUGCCCCACUGUUCAGCCAAUGGAGACAUUUUUCAAAGAACGUUUUAUGACCUACUGUGAUCAUCGUUUAAAUAUUCCAUUAGCACAAAGAGGAAAUAUGUUUGGUCAAGCUUUUGGGAAUAAAUCGAUAUGCAUUCCACAUAUGGGAGCUUGGAGAGCUGAAAUGAAUGGAAAAUUAACACAAGAUCCUCGAGUUAAAGCAACUUGUCAUGAUUACAAAUGUUCACGUACUGUUCAAAUCGUCGUUGAUGGUGAAACGUUUCCAUGUAUUUCUGGUAUAGCCAAAAUAAAAACUAGGCGAAUUGACGGAAAUGCAAUCUGCCCUGAUAUGAAUGAUGUUUGCAGAGCAUACAGAAAAUGAACAAUCCAACAACUCAUCUAUUAAGAACCAAUAACUAUGGAUAUCUAAUACAUUUUAAUUACUUUCAUUAAUAAUUAUGUUCAAUGAAUUAGUUCAUUCAUU
Schistosoma mattheei is the source of this 858-nucleotide messenger RNA. The record is from the annotation of a GenBank genome assembly. NCBI's taxonomy places the organism in Eukaryota, Metazoa, Platyhelminthes, Trematoda, Strigeidida, Schistosomatidae.